Messenger RNA from Sander lucioperca (pikeperch), 1416 nucleotides. It is a transcript of the gene cebpd, whose product is annotated as CCAAT enhancer binding protein delta. Gene Ontology annotation, molecular function: RNA polymerase II cis-regulatory region sequence-specific DNA binding; DNA-binding transcription factor activity, RNA polymerase II-specific. The record is from RefSeq and is a predicted model, not a curated record. The transcript has a single exon. Bases 222 to 1097 code for a protein of 291 amino acids. NCBI's taxonomy places the organism in Eukaryota, Metazoa, Chordata, Actinopteri, Perciformes, Percidae. Gene Ontology annotation, biological process: regulation of transcription by RNA polymerase II; DNA-templated transcription; regulation of cell differentiation.
UACAGAUGCCUCAGAGAAGGGUUAAGUGUUGUCAGUGACAGGACGCAGACAAUCAACACCCAGGGUUAAUAUUCAGAGAUUAUUAUUUAUUUAUUUUUUUUUAAAAGGGAGAAAGGUGCGUGCGCAUAGUGAGAGUAAGAGAGAGCUGUAGGGUUGUUGUGCUGUCACAUCUGUGGGUUACAUUUUAAUACGUUUAAAUCCUUCCUAAACCACGUGUGUUCAUGUGUGACAUAUAUAGCCUGGACUCUCACUGCGUGUCUCCACGAUGCAACAUGAGUUGGGCGAUGGAGCCUGCUAACUUCUACGAGAGCACCAAGUUGGGCGUCCCGCAACAGGGGGUCUGCAAGCCGGGCAGCAGGAGCGACGGUGCGGACGAGGACGGCACCAUGGUGGAGCUGAACACCGCCCCUGCCAUGUACGACGACGAGAGUGCCAUCGACUUCAGCCAGUACAUCGAGUCCAUGACAGCCGUGCCAAACCUGGAGCUGUGCAACGACGAGCUCUUCCUCGACCUGUUCAACACCGUGAAGCAGGAGAAGGCGGAUUUCUACAACAUGCAGAGCCCCGUGCUGCCCUGCAGCAUGCAGCAGCUGUCAGCCACAUACGCAGAGAGAAAGGUUGAGAGCGGGCUGGAGAAAGGGGCGUUUAGUGCGCCUAUCAAGCAGGAGUCCGACUGGAGUGACAGCGACGGGUCCUCAUCCCUGCCUUCCCAGAUCGAGAGCUGCGCCCAGACCUCUGUCAGACUCCCUACAGGGCAGCCAACUCCCCCCACCACCCCGGAGCCUGUGUCCAAUGUCAGCUCGGCCAAAUCCUCCCCGCGGAAGAUCGGAAGAGAGAAGGGGAAGAAGGUGGACAAGUACAGCACGGAGUACCGACAGAGGCGAGAGAGGAAUAACGUUGCAGUGAGGAAAAGCAGAGACAAAGCCAAGAGGCGCAACUUAGAUAUGCAGCAGAAGCUGCUUGAACUGAGCUCUGAAAACGACAGGCUUCAUAAAACUAUCGAGCAGCUAACCAGAGAGCUCUCCGGGCUCAGAGAUUUUUUCAAGCAGAUGCCCAACUCUUCCUUUGCGGGCUCCACGAGUGCAGAGAGACGGUGACACUCAUUUUAUGAACUGAGCUUUUAGGAGACAUACCUCAACAGACAUUUCGUUUUUACCAUCUGUACCAGAUGUAUUUUAAGCUUACCAUAAUGGCACUGGAAAAUAUGAUGUUGCUGCCAAUAUUUGUGGGAUUUCUCUCUGUAUUAAAUUAUUUUACCACUGCAUUUACAUGAUGUUAUACCUGAUAUGGUACAUGUUUUUAUAAUUCCAAACUUUGUAUAAGAGCCAGAGCAUGAUCUUUUAUAUAGUUUGUAUGAAACCUUGGAAACAUUUGUUUAUGGAAUCUAUAAUAAAAUUGCUGAAAAAGGUGCAGAAA